UCUCGAAUCAAAACAAAGCCAAGAACUCAAAAAAAAGGACUUGAUCUCGAUCAAGUUAACCAACCAGAACCACGAAACCCUCGUGAAUAUAUCCUAUGAUGUGUAAAGAAGUAUGCCAUUAGUGUGAACAAAGAGACAUGUUUGAGAGUCUCACUGAAAUUUAAGCGUGCCUCAACAUGGAUCCACCAGAUGAUUCGUACAUCAAAACGGAAGAAAUCACUCCGAUUUCGUCCGUCCAUCUUGUCCCUGCUGAGUUGGAUUUGUUCCUAACGUGCAAUCUUACUCAUUGCACUCUAGGCUCCUGGAUUCUGAUCUUCCCCCACCAAUGUGACCUCUUCAUUCACGACAAUGAGCCUUAUUUUGCCCUCAAUCUUCUGUUCAAUCCCAGUAGUCUGCAGUUUAUUUGGCGAGUUUUGGGUCGGACCAUCUCAUCCGGGAUGGUGGAAUCUCGGGAGGACUUCUUGUCCAAAUGUCGAGAGCUCUUUGAGGAUGCAGUGCCUUGUCUGGGCUUGAAAGUGGAAAGAGACAAGGAUUUUCCGCUGUCUUGUCAAUUUUCUCCCAAUUGCCAAAUUGUCAUCCAUACCCGAGAUUCGAAAUUGAAGGGCUUCCAAUGCCAAGAAUGUUCAGCAGAGUCGGAAGCGUCAAAAGCCUCCUCUGAGCAGAAAGUUCAAAAGAAACGAGGACGACCGAGAAAAGCCAAAAAAGUGUCCUUGAAUGAGGAUUUUAGCCAUGAGGAUCAGUCCUUGAUGUCGGAAGAAUUCAAAGAUUUUGAGGCUCAUGCUGAUGUGCUUCCAGAGGAUGGAUUGGAAAAUGAGGAUGAGGAUUCUUUUGGUCUGUCGUAUGGUGAAAAUGUGAAGGCUAGUGCUUUGAUUUCGUCUGACAGUCCCGAUAAUUUGAGUCCCCUCAUCCCCGAUGGUAGUACUAGUAAGCGACAUAAGGCCAAAGUGGCCUAUGAUCGUCGACCUUGGACCUGUAAGAUUUGUUUAAAAACCUUGAAGCAAGCCUCAUCGGCUCAACAUUUGAGAAAUAUUCACUUCGUGGGCGAGUUCCACUGCCAGAUCUGCCUUGAAGGCUUCCAAUUUGCCAAGGAUAUCUGUACUCACACCAAUGUCCAUCAUCCCGAGCUCAAGACCUUGAAAUGUCCCUCUUGUUUCGAGGAUGUGUCCUCUGAAUCCGAUGGGUUAGUGCUCCAUUACGAGGCUUGUAUAAAAAGCAAAGUAAAGGAACAAGUGCGAAAGACCAAAAUGAAACAACGUGAGCAGAUUCACCAAUGUGAACAAUGUGGCAAAGAGUUUGAGACGAGCUACUUGCUGAAGCUACAUCAACGUACGCACAAUGAUGCCUGGCUGCAUUGUCAAACCUGUGAUUUCAAGACCAAAUAUAAACGCAAUCUCGAUACCCAUGAGCGGCGACACUUGCAGGAUCAAGGACUGGCAGCCAAUUAUGUCUGCGAAUUGUGCGGUAAAGAGCUCAGAGAUCCCGAGACCUUGGAACGCCAUGUCAAGGCCAUCCAUGAAAAGUCUCUGAACUUCAUGUGCGACAAAUGCGACAAAUCCUUCACGAGUACGGCAGUAUUGAAACGCCACAAGAACCGGGCACAUCUCGAGUCGGAUGCUUACAUCUGUAAAGUGUGUAAUUAUCGAGCUGGAGAUACGACAGAGCUGCGAGAUCACAUGCGGAGUCACUUGGAUCCGACACAUAAAUGUCAAUAUUGCGGCAAACUCUUUCGACAUCGACACAACCUGACUAUUCACAAACGAAUCCACACCGGUGAAAAGCCCUAUAAGUGCGAGUUUUGUGGGUAUGCCAGUACCAAUUCGGCCAAUGUGACCAAUCAUAAAAAGUCCGUUCACCAAGGAAUGAAACUCAAGAACCGGAAAGGAAACGCUUCAAAAAGCGGCGGGAAUGCGAUGGUUUCCGAGGAAACCCCAACUCCUACGGUAAAUCCUAUCCCGCAACCGAUUAUACCGGGGUCUGUUCAACCUGAAUCUCAGUGGAAAGAAAACUACUCAUUUUCUCACAUGGCAACGUUAAACGUGUCAGAUUUGGAGAGAUUGCUGCGACAAUCCACACCCGAUUUCAUUAUGGCCUCGGCCCCGGGGAGCAAGGUCGACACUGCCGUUAAACUGCUCUCCAAGAAGACUGACCUCACCAUGGAUCCAUUGAAGGCCCUGGGCUUGACCAAAGUAUCCUUGGGGCAUUGGAUCAUGCUUGUCAAGGAGCUGCCCGAUCUCAUGAUCAACCAAGAGCCACAUUUCGCUCUGAGUCUGUUAUAUCAUGCCCAUACUCAUCAGUUCAUAUUCCGAGUUCUAGGUCGGACCCUUCAGAAAGGCCAGGUCACCAACUAUGGCGAGUUAAUGAUCAAGGCCUUUGAUUUGUUCCAAAAUGGAAAACCUUGUGUGGGCUUCAAAUUGGCGGAUCGACAUUUCCCUCUGUCUUGUGAAUUUUCACGGGACUGUUCCAUUGUGGUUCCACAUUCGGGUGGGUCGAAUGUGUGUGUCAAUUGUUGGUGUGAAUUGACGAAUCGGGGGAUGAUGGGCAAACAAGAGGAUGAUGAAGGACAGCCUCACGUCCAAGUUCGGGAGGAUCGUCGUCGGAGAUCCCAUCGACAUAAAGCUCGUUAUCAAGAUGUGGUUCCCAAUUAUUUGGAGAUUGAUGAUGAAGGCGUGGAAGACAACGAUGAGGACGACAACGACGACAACGACGACAACGACGACGACUUUGAUUUGGAAAGUUAUGUUCAGAACAAACUGGAGGUCAAAGUGGAAACGCCCAUGCCAGAGCCAUCCUCGGACACGGGUCCGAUCCUCGAUGAUGACCACCUCAGUGAUACCAAAGACAUUAUCGGUGAUAUUAUCGAGAAGAACAUUGUGACUCCCGAGUUGACCGAGGAUCCUGAAGGAAUGAAUUCGCCUCGUGCGGAAGAACCGGGAUCAGAACCGGGAAUUUUCGCUUGCCAACAAUGUUCGUUCUCGUUCAAGUCGCCGAUUCAAUUGACCGGACACAAUUCAUUGAUUCAUCCGGAGGCCACCCAUCUGAGAUGUCCAAAAUGUGAGAAAAAUGUCUCCAUUGGCCUCGAUCCUUCGAGUUUAGUGGAACAUUGGAAGGCUUGUCAGAAGUACAAAACCAUACGUCAUGUUGAAGGAUCUCGUUCCAAAUUCACGUAUGAGUGCAAUGCAUGUUCCAAGACGUUUCGUCACCAAAAUGUGAUCAAAAACCAUGUGUUCUUGUGUGAUGCCAAAUUUGAUGAGUGUGACGAUCCAAGUGAGUCCCUGAGUGACUUGAAUCCUUCCCAUGUGAACUCAUCAGGCAAUAAAAAGAGAAGAGCCAAUGUGCCUUGUGUUUGUGCCGAAUGUGGAAAGAGCUUCUCAUCCAAGGCCAAAUGGCAAACUCACCAUAACAAGUAUCAUGCUGAAUUUGACAAGCACGCGUGUAAGAUCUGCGGGUUCCGAUGCGGGUCAAAAACCCGCUUGGGCGAGCAUAUGACGGUGCAUGAAGCACCCAAGAUCCUUUGUCCCACAUGUGGGAAGAAGGUCAAGACCAGGCAAAACUUGAGCGUCCAUCUUCGCACUCAUACCGGAGAAAAGCCGUUCAAGUGCAAUCUGUGUGACUAUAGGGCCAGUGCAUGUGGGAAUCUAACCGAUCACAAGAAGUAUGUCCAUGGAGGAAUCACGAGACGAAGAGGGAAAAAAUCGGCCAAUACCAAUGAAGAAACGCCUGAGUCCGUUUAACCGGAUUCUGAUCAAGGCAUUUAUUGCAGAUUCCAGCCCAUUGAAACGGCCCAAUUUGACUUUGUGUGAUGAUCUAGUAAUGAUCAAUUGAUGAAGAUCGCGGGAGUGAUUGCCCGGUACCUGUUAUGUUAAUUUGAAACGAAAUUAUAUUUAGCUUUUAGCCAAUUGCUCCAGAAGUAAAGUGUCAGGAGGUAUUGUA
Messenger RNA from Tigriopus californicus, 3930 nucleotides. RefSeq lists its product as uncharacterized. The record is from RefSeq and is a predicted model, not a curated record. Gene Ontology annotation, biological process: regulation of transcription by RNA polymerase II. Gene Ontology annotation, cellular component: chromosome. Gene Ontology annotation, molecular function: chromatin insulator sequence binding. The transcript is spliced from 4 exons. Bases 177 to 3731 code for a protein of 1184 amino acids. Lineage: Eukaryota; Metazoa; Arthropoda; Copepoda; Harpacticoida; Harpacticidae.